GCUUUGAACUUGGGAACGAGCAAGACCCGCGGACCCCGUGAAAUUCCGGCAUCUUCUUCGGUGCCGGCGGUUUAACUCUGUUAGUCCGCUUUCUGUUCGCGCUCUGGCACACACAUAUAUUAUGGAUAGCAAAGCCGGAGAAGAGAGGCUGGAGAUGCCUUCUUCGAAGCGCAAAGUCGAAACCCUAGCUUUCGAAGAAGCUUUCGAAGAAGAUCACUCUACUGACAGUAGCAGCCGCUCCACUUUCUUUGAUGUCUACGGUCCAGAUGCAAAAGCAGACAUUGUUUUUAAGACACCUGAAGCUGGAUCAACUUUAAAUUUGCAAGACGUUCAAGGACUUGUCAUGUGGGUGCUUGCUGAAGGAUUCAUGCCAUCAUGGAUUUUUAUCAAAAACAAGCCGUUGAUUCCCAAAGUGGUUAUGCUUUAUGUGCCUGGCCUGGAUGCAGCCAUGUACUUGUCACAGGCUAAAAUACUCAAAGGUUUCAAAAAAUGCUGUAGUAUUCCUAGAGCAGUAUUAGCUCUUAGCUGUGUAUCAGAUGGAAUGCAGACCAUAGAUGCACUACUUACGUGCAGGGUUAAGAGGAAAAGGAAUGAAGUUGAUUCAGGUUCAGGGAAACCUGCCCAGACAUCUGAGAAAGGUGCGUUUAUUUCCAAGUCAGAGACUUCAUCACUUAUUGAUGUUAUGAAAGAUAUUCCAUUUCCUAUUACAUACUACACGCUUACAGCAAAGCAACUUGAAGAAAAUGGAUAUAUUCAUGAUCAACCAGGUUUUCUGUCAACUCUUCCUUCUCCAUCUGGAAACCCUCCCCAUGAGAUAUUGGCACUUGACUGUGAGAUGUGCAUAACAAAAGAGGGUUUUGAGCUCACAAGAGUAACGCUGGUCAAUAUCAAAGGAGAGGUAGUGUUAGAUAAAUUGGUUAAACCAUCGAAUCCUAUCAUUGAUUACAACACAAGGUUCAGUGGAAUAACAUGUGAAAUGUUGAGUGGCGUGACCAUGGCACUUAAAGAUAUUCAGGAAGAUUUUCUACAUCUAGUCAAUAGAGAAACUAUUCUAGUUGGACACUCAUUGGAGAAUGAUUUGUUGGCAUUGAAGAUCUCUCACCAUCUGGUGAUUGAUACAGCAGUGUUGUACAAACACCCUCGUGGUGGAUCCUACAAAACUGCACUUCGUGUGCUCACCAGAAAAUUUCUUUCCAGGGAGAUACAGGAGUCUGGAAAUGGGCAUGACAGUAUCGAAGAUGCAAGAGCAGCUAUGGAACUGGCAAUGUUAAAGAUAAAAAAUGGACCUGAUUAUGGUUCACCUCCGUCAUUCACAAGGAAGAAGCUCCUUACUGUUUUAAGUGAGGGUGGUAAAAUCUCAACUUUGAUUGAUAAUAUUUCUAUAGUGAAGCGCUAUGCUUCUGGAUCAUCCAAUGCCAUUCCAGUCUCUUCAGAUGAUGAGGCUCUUUUCAAGGCCAGAAAAGAGGUUACAAACAACAAGGUGCAGUUUGUAUGGGCCCAGUUCUCAGAAUUAAAUUCCUAUUUCAAGAAACAAGCAGAGGACAAGGAGAAGUUAGAUGGAAGACUUGCUGAGAUGAUGUCACUGAUUACGUGCAAGAACUCUGCAAGCAGACAAGGCAUCAAAUCCAGUGUUUCCUCUGAGCUGAAGGACAUCUUGACUCGCUUGGAUGCUAGAAUCAGGCACCUUCAUUCCUGCUUACCUACAAAUACGAUGCUUAUAAUUUGCACUGGUCAUGGUGACACUGCAAUUGUUCACAGAGUAAGGAAAAUGCUUGCAGAAACAAUUGAUGCAACUGUAUGCCGCGAGAAACUUGUAAAGGUCUUGGAAGAGUUGCAGGCCCAAGCUGAAGUAGGCUUGUGUUUUGUUGGAAUCAAGCACUGAGAAUCAUUGUGAAAGUCCCUGACUUGUUACGCCAAUUGGUUUGGGGGGGCUUUGAGGGAUAAGCACUUGUGUUACGACCAGAAGAUGGACAAUCAGCGGCUAUGCACAUACAUUAUUUAUUGCUUUGCCGAUCCUUGUUAUGACAGCUAAUGAAAAUGAAGUUGGGCUAGUUUGUAUUUUGUGGAUGGACGGACUAGUCAAAGCUCAUCUUCGUUCAGUUCUGUGCUCUUCUGUCCUCUUCAACGUCUCUUGCUUCCCAUUGAGAAAUAAUAUUCUGGGUUGAUCAUUGUAUGGGAAACAGUUACAUUGAACUGUUGGGAGUUAUGAAAUGCUAGUGCCACUGCCGAAGUAAUAUGUGAAAAUUAUUGCUCAAAUGAUCUAGCAGUUAGGUUUGCGAUUUUGGUGGUUUUGUCUAUCAAGAUAACUUGUGUUACUGUAUAACAUUUUUGUUUUCUCUCUUACAAUUUGAUCUUACCAAAGGUGUGCCAGAAAUUUUAGGUUGCCCUUUGAA
Molecule: messenger RNA, 2393 nt
Organism: Diospyros lotus (date-plum)
Lineage: Eukaryota; Viridiplantae; Streptophyta; Magnoliopsida; Ericales; Ebenaceae
Product: small RNA degrading nuclease 5
Exons: 14
Coding region: 122-1882 (586 amino acids)
Cellular component (GO): nucleus
Molecular function (GO): nucleic acid binding; exonuclease activity
Source: RefSeq, a predicted model, not a curated record